CUGGUAUGUUAAUACGUGUCCUUCAGUUCCAUUAUCAUUUGAUACUCUGCUGUUCUUUUAAACUGCGUCAGUGAUAUUCAUAGCCGCCGUUAAAAGUCAAUCGUUUCGUAUUCACGCCAAGCUUGGACAAAGGAAGGAUUUGUACAAGAGUAGUGCUUACUCAGAUCUCACUAUGUGUGUGUUUAGAAAUUAAGGUGGACACGCUGGAAAGCAAGCUAGUCUCGGAAUCGCAGGUUUUUUCCGACUGCACUACUCGACAGGCCCAAUGCUCCUUUUGGAAGGAGUAGCGGCUAUACAGGACCCAAUGGCCCAGAUGCAGUCGACGCAAAAUGGCAUCGAUUCGUCGAAUCAACGGAUUUACGUUAUUCUCCACAUAGAUCGGGUGCUGCACCUUCCGUCGCAGUCUAACUCUGCUAUGUCACAAAUAUCACGUUGCUGCUAUACCGAUACGACAGUGUGGCGUCCCAAACCAAAGAUUUUCCGUAAGACCAGAGUGACCAGAUGUAUGGUGCGAUGGCCUGGAUCGCUAAACGUCUGGUUUGAACGAAUCACUAAUUCGAGCCGCGCCAUCGACAUAGACUACCAGGCGGAUCACCACCUGUUCGUCUGACUGGUGGCUAUCGAAGCUGACUCGCAAUACCACGACAGCUUCAAUUUGUCUAGCUUGCGGACUUCCGUCAAAACGGACGCAGCCUUCUUUUCCUGAGACGCGACGGAAGAAGAAGUUGUUCGUGCUCACCAAGAUGCCUUAUCCUGAUGCGGAGAACGUCGCUUCACGUCAGUACCGAUCGGUGGUGCAUUUACAGCACUAAGCACUUGAAAAAAGUUGUGCAGGAAAUAGGGUCGCGAAGCAAGAUCAGUUUAUUUAGCGCGGCGGGUAUAUUGCGAUACUACGAUACGUUUCCUGGCAGUGGCUGGGUAGCUAAAUGAGACGGCGCUCGGGGGGGAACAAGCGGGAAAGACUGUGAUUCCCAAUAGCGAGUGGCUCGACUCAGCUAACCUAGCAAGACAGUGAGCAACAUAAUUAAACGAGGACCCUAACGAAAGACCUGUCACCCGCCUAUCGUAGGCCUCAAUAGUGAACCACGAGCGCGAAGGACUCUUCUCGAAAACUAAAGUCGCUUGGCGGGUGCGGUGGACCGGCCUCGACCAAUGGAGGUAGGUGGCAAGGCAGGAAGAGGCGGUUCGCGGCGCAGUGCUUUCGGUA
This is a messenger RNA of Varroa destructor (honeybee mite), 1207 nucleotides long. RefSeq lists its product as uncharacterized. Lineage: Eukaryota; Metazoa; Arthropoda; Arachnida; Mesostigmata; Varroidae. The record is from RefSeq and is a predicted model, not a curated record.